AUGCGGUUGGCCUCCGGAUUUCUAGCACUGACCUGCCUUGUGCCAGGGAUUCUGGCCACAGCGGGCCUCGAAUCGUCUGAUGCGAAUGGUGACAGCCUAACCGUUCGGACUCGUACCGGAGUGUAUACCGGAGUAGUUGAGGAUCAGUACCCCAACACCCGCAUCUUCAAAUCCAUCGCUUUUGCAGAACCUCCUGUGGCCUCGCGGAGAUGGCUACCUCCGGCCAAGCUUCCCAACUCCACGACACAUCAUACUACAUACCAUUAUCCACCUUCCUGCCCGCAGUUUGUGUCUUCCGCGACUUCCCUGUGGAACCAGUACCUGGGACCCGGGGAUGAAAUAUACAAUGGGAAUCAAGGGUACAGCUCCGGUCUCGUGGGAGAAGCGACAUCUGAAGACUGUCUGUACCUUGCCAUCUGGACGCCAGCCAACGCUACGACCGCAUCCAAGCUCCCUGUCCUAUUCUUCAUGACCGGUGGAGCUUUCACCACCGGCGGAAUCAACAUUGGGUGGCAGAAACCUACAAAUUGGGUCGAGCGUACCCAAGAACACAUUGUAGUGACUAUCAACUACCGUGUGAACAUCUUCGGCUGGCCCAAUGCGCGGGGACUGAAGGAACAGAACCUGGGUAUUAUGGAUCAGCGCGCUGCUCUGGAGUGGGUAUACGAGAACAUUGAACAAUUUGGCGGUGAUCGCUACAAGAUCGUGCAAUGGGGCCAGUCGGCUGGGUCGCAAAGCGUCGACUUCCACUCUUAUGCCUAUCAUGACAACCCACUGGUAUGUGGAUACUUCAUGCAGUCCGGCACUGCACUCAAGUCACUUGGAUUCUCGGACUAUGACCAGACGAACUUUACCUUUGUUGCCAAGCAGUUCAACUGUGACUUCCCCAAUCCCGCAGCCGAGCUCGAGUGCAUGCGACAAAUUCCCUUUGCGCAAAUCUCAAAUUUCAUCGGCCAGUACUCAGACAAUGGCACUGAACCCGCGCUGAGCUUCAGUGUCGUUCCCGACGAGCGCUUGAUUUUCAGCGAUUAUCCCGCCCGCUCAGCUGCAGGGAAGGUCGCACAUCGCCCUGCAAUCAUCUCCAACUGUGCCAACGAGUACGCAUCCUUGAUCACCUAUCCCGUGAACAAUUUGACUGCUGGCCCGGACCCGGAUGCCGUAUUGGAGGGUGAUCUGACUGACUGGAUCUGCCCCACGGCCAACUCGACGCUUCUUCGCAACCAGCAAAAUAUCUCCGUUUACCGCUACCAGAAUGCUGGACAAUAUCCGAACCUGAAUCCAUUCCGCUGGCUCGGCGCCUACCAUGCUAGUGAUCUGCCGAUGAACUUUGGCACCUAUCCUAUUCAGGAGUACCUGGGGAAUAGCACCACCUUCGAAGCGGAGGUCAGCCGGACCAUGCAGGAUCAUAUCCUCGCCUUCCUGAAGGAUCCGUUGAACGGACCGCAGUCACUUGGGUGGCAGCCAGUGAACUCCUCGCUCGUAUCGGGCGGCAAGGUGCUUCGCUUCGGGGCUGAUGGUAAGGCAGUCCAGCAGGUGGAUCGUGUUGAGAUUGACGGACCGUGCCGGGGGAUUGGCCAAUACAACCAGUUCCCAUAA
Messenger RNA from Aspergillus niger, 1596 nucleotides. RefSeq lists its product as uncharacterized. The transcript has a single exon. The coding region runs from base 1 to 1596 and encodes 531 amino acids. The record is from RefSeq and is a predicted model, not a curated record. Lineage: Eukaryota; Fungi; Ascomycota; Eurotiomycetes; Eurotiales; Aspergillaceae.